Messenger RNA from Drosophila eugracilis, 4819 nucleotides. Its product is annotated as hippocampus abundant transcript 1 protein. NCBI's taxonomy places the organism in Eukaryota, Metazoa, Arthropoda, Insecta, Diptera, Drosophilidae. Gene Ontology annotation, cellular component: membrane. The transcript is spliced from 8 exons. Gene Ontology annotation, molecular function: transmembrane transporter activity. The record is from RefSeq and is a predicted model, not a curated record. Bases 1390 to 3504 code for a protein of 704 amino acids. Gene Ontology annotation, biological process: transmembrane transport.
AGUAAAAAUAUAAAAGAUUCAUAAUUUUCAUUCGUUACUCUUAUCGAGUGACUCUUAUUGCUGUGACUCUUUCCAAAUAAGCUCCACAGCAGGUGUACAUGUGUUUCUCUCGGUUUAUGUGUGCUCUGUCGAGCUUCCGCUCACUGGAGAACUGGGGGAGAAGUAGAGAACUGGCAGUGAGAGCUGGAGAACCGAGUCCCCUCAAACGAUCCAUUUAGUGAGUCGCGGACAUCGAAACGGAGCAGACGUCGCUGUUUUUUUUUUUUUUUGGGGGAAACAAUCGAGAUAUCGUCAGCGUCAGAGUUGGAGAUGUUUUUGAUUCACAUGUUUGUCAAAAUUCUAAGUGACUUUUUUUCGGGUGUUGGUUUAAUUAAAAUUUUAACGAUCGAUAUUGCCGCGCAUUGUAAGAAUUGCUGGGGGCUGACUUGAGUUCUGAGAUCCAAAAGUCAUUGUCGGGUAUGUGUGUUUAAUCCUCGCAACAUUUGCAGACCGGACACAUCGAAACAAAAACACAUAAAUCUCUACCCAACUGACAUUGUCGGAAAAUUGCUGUGAAUCGCCAGGCAGCCCCGAUAUUGAACUUGAUUUUCCAUUUAUUUCACUUUGAUAUGCUGCGAUUUAAAUCGCUUCGUUUGCUCGUUUGCUAAUGUUGAUCGAUCCAUUUUCGAGCUGCGAUUUGCACCAGGGUGCUAAAAUCGCCACAAAGCAAUGGGAUUAAGUGCGGGGCCAAAUUGGCUUUUAGCGCGAUCUUUAAUAAUCUGGGCCAAGCAAAUAUGUGGAUAACACACUCAGAUUGAACUUAAAGCAUACUUUGCGGCGUCUCUAAGGAUUAGUUACGAUUUAUAAUUAAAUACAAAAAACUUAAAUUUAAACUUCUUCAUGACUCACUUAUAAAUAGUAUUUCGGUUUAAUCAUUUCGAUUAUCACAAAGAACAUGAGUGUUUAACCUAAGAUAAUUAUUUACCAGUGAGGUUCUACUGUCUGAUAGACACCUGAUCUCCUUAGAGAACUUCCUCUGUGGACAGCUGAAAGCAAAUCGCGAAUUUCGAGUGAAAUCAAAUGAGUAAGCGACAAUCGGUUGGCCAACUUUAAUUGCAGCUAGAAAAGUGCCUCAGCCUCAAAGUGAACAGUUCGGUAGCGGAAACAUCGUGUUUAAGCCAAACAAAUGAUAAGAUAGACCUCGCUUCGAUCGCCGCAGAAACCGUGAAGAUAAGCGGAGUGCAGAGAAGUGAACCGGAUCGCAUCCCGAAAUCAUUAAACAGCACCUACAACCGUUCACCCCAUAUGUUCGUGGACCCGUGGCAAUGGAAAUUAGUGUGAUACGAGAGCCCAGAGAAGCAUCAAAUACCAAUAGGGAGACACGCAGCUAGAGCGGCGGAUUACAAGACCAUGCGCAGUGGGCGAAACUAUGACCAGCGGCAAAGCGAGACGCUGGAGAGCAGCUUUGAGCUGGAGGAGCCCGAGGAUUUCGAGCAGGAUUCCGAAGUGGAACAGGUCAAUUCAGCAGCAAGCAAAAGGAAACCGGCGGCGAGGGAGGAACGUGAUCGAGAGCGGCAGGAGUCGGGCGAACAGACAGACACAUUGAGUACCCAUAGCAGCAGUUCCACUCCGACAACGGCGGAUGUGGCCGAUGUUGAGACUAUCAGCUCCCUGCCCCUCUCUCCUCCCGCUUUUGGCGGUCGUGGCAGUCAGCUAGUCAAGCGCCACUCACCCUUGAAGGAUCAACAGCAGGCGGAUAGCAGCUCUAGCUCCAGCUCUAGUCAGCAGCCCGAUCUGGAUGAUGUGCCCACGGUAAGUGGGUGCGAUCAGGGGCACAACUCCCUCUCUAAUGCCGCCACAUCCUCCUCCUCCUCUUCCACGACUCCGCAGACAUCGCGAUAUGCAGCUGCAGCGGCACAUCCCAGUGCAGCCUUUGCAGAAACGGCGGUCGUAUCGACCUCAGGAUCGAGCAGGGCAUGUGGCGGAAGCGCAGGUGCCGCCCACAGGAGGACACAUUCGGCCGCCUCAUACAUCUCGAUGAGAUCACAGGGUGCCAACUCUGACGCGCCACCAGAACGACCCAAGCGUAACCGCUUCUUCGAGUGGCUGCGGGUUGUCUGCAACUUCUGCUGCUGCAAGAGUUCCGGAAUUGGGGAGCCGAGUGUUCAUCAUGCGCUGGUUGUGAUAUUUCUAGAGUUCUUCGCCUGGGGUCUGCUAACCAUGCCUAUAAUAUCGACCCUCAACCAGACGUUCCCGGAUCACACAUUCCUCAUGAACGGCCUAGUCAUGGGCAUUAAGGGGAUCUUGUCGUUCCUGUCGGCGCCCCUGAUCGGCGCCCUUUCGGAUAUCUGGGGCCGAAAGUUUUUCCUAUUAGUCACAGUAUUUUUCACCUGCCUGCCCAUACCGCUGAUGUCCAUCAAUACGUGGUGGUUCUUUGCCAUGAUCUCAAUAAGCGGCGCCUUCGCCGUCACCUUCUCGGUGGUGUUUGCCUAUGUUGCGGACGUCACCACGCCGGAAGAGCGUUCUAAGGCCUAUGGACUGGCAUCGGCCACAUUUGCCGCUAGCCUGGUCAUCUCGCCGGCUCUGGGCAAUGCCCUGAUGGAGAUGUAUGGCGACACGCUGGUCGUGGCCCUCUCCACGGCCAUUGCGCUUUUGGAUGUCUUCUUCAUCCUGGUGGCUGUGCCGGAGAGUCUAUCGGAGAAGAUGCGGCCUGCCUCGUGGGGGGCGCCAAUUAGCUGGGAACAGGCGGAUCCUUUUCUGGCUUUGCGCAAAGUGGGCACCGACAAAACCGUGCUGAUGCUGUGCCUCACUGUGCUGUUAUCCUAUCUGCCCGAGGCCGGAGAGUAUUCCUGCAUGUUUGUCUAUCUCAAGCUGAAGAUGGGCUUCAACUACGUGGAGGUCUCGGUGUUCAUAGCUAUAGUAGGCAUUCUCAGCAUUACGGUACAAGUAACCCUGGGCUCCUUCAUGCAAGUGUUCGGGGCCAAGCGCACGAUCAUUAUGGGCCUAGCCCUAGAGAUCGUGCAGCUGCUGUGGUACGGCUUUGGCAGUCAGAAGUGGAUGAUGUGGUCGGCUGGGGUUGUGGCAGCCUUGGGCUCUAUUACGUAUCCCGCCAUCAGCGCUUUCGUAUCCCUCUAUGCGGCUCCUGAGAGUCAGGGCGCUGUCCAGGGCAUGAUCACGGGCAUGAGGGGUCUGUGCAAUGGCCUAGGGCCAGCGGUGUUUGGCGUGGUCUUCUACCUGUUCAACGUGGACCUGAACGACGAUCAUGACUCGCACGCGAAGAGCAGUGGCAGCAGGGCGACGAACGUGGAGAAGAUCUCUCAGCAUGUGCCGGGUCCGCCCUUCGUGUUUGGCGCCUUGUGCGUCUUCUGUGCCAUAAUAGUGGCGGCGUUCAUUCCGGAGGGACAGACUUCCACUUUGGAAAAGAAACGUGCCUCGCUCGACGUGCAGUACGAGAUUGAGACGGGCCACAAGGCGCCCAGUUCCCUGGCGCCGCUCAUCCGUUCCGACUCGCUGGCGCAGCUGUAGUGCGCUCCAUCGCCGGCGUCCUAUCCACACAACUUGAACCCAGCUGGUGGCUAUAGAUACGUAUAAGCAGUGUUAAGGAGUUAAGGAUUUUGUAACUGUAACAAAUGCUGUAACUAGUUUGGCUUUAGUUUCCGAGUCUAUUAGGUGCAUAUAUAUCGCAGAUCAGGCCGAGAUGAUGUUAAUGUUUUCGUGGUUAGAUCUUCUUUUUUUAUCAUAGUUUCCGUUAAGUGCACCACACCACCAAUCACCUCAGCCCAAUUAUAUUUCGUAACUAAUUUAUUAUUGCUUAAGUAACGUAGUCACAUAUUGGAUUGGCCCGUGCCCGUGCUUGCCGCUUUUCCGGCUUCUGGCUUUCGUUUUCUUUUGCUUUAGCGACUGUUAGUUCUCUUCGGGUUGGGAUUACAUCACAGCAGACACAGGUGUUAGAGCUAAAAUUGUUUUGCAACAACAACAACAAAAUAACUGCCAAAUAAAAAACAAAGUAAGUGUAAUUCAAAAUCUUCGGAUAAAAAUGCGUAAAUUCAGCACAGCACAAUGCACACACACAGUUCGGGAUCCUGAAUAUCGAUCGCAUUUCAUGUUGGGCUUAACACACAUUUCUGUUUUUCCCAAAAGCCGUUUAGUUACACCAAUUAAGAAGAGGAAAAUCCAAAUAAACUGAAUACUAAGCUUUACUUUGAAAAUUGUAGUGAUUUAAAGUCUAAACUCUAAAAAACAAAAACGAAUUGAAAAUUAUAAUGAAUCGGGUCACAAACUAGGCGACUUUAACCGAAAACCUUAAGGUAUAUACACGAUAAAUAUGUAUAUACGAUAUAUAUAGAGAGAUAUAUGUAUGGGUACUGACACAAAAAUCGAAAUGUUUUUAAUUUAGCCGAAUGCGAAGUUAGCGCCUCCGAUCAUGUGCAACGCUGUAGUUUUUAUUUUGAUAAAGCAAGAUAAUGCAGAGCCUUUAAUGAAGUCAAUGCUUGAACGUACAUAUAGGGAGCACACACGUGCAUGUGUAUGUAUAGUACUAUAGAUAUGAAAGUUAUAUUUUUCGAAGUUGCUACAACCGUGUAAAGUUUCCCCACUCGCUCCUCCUCCCACAAAUAAAAUCAAAGAAAAACUCGCAGACGUAGGACGUUUACAUACACAUCCACCCGUGUGAGCAGAGGUAAGGUCAAUGGAGUAGCGCCCCCUUAAAAAAGAAAUAGGGGGACUGCGAGAGACAGUAUACUAGAAAACUGAACCCAAAUUUUGAUUGUAAAUGAUUUAACGUGUAAUUUAGUGUUUUAAACGAAACCAAAAUAAAACAAAAUUGUUUAAUGAAACGCUA